Molecule: messenger RNA, 1180 nt
Organism: Eriocheir sinensis (Chinese mitten crab)
Lineage: Eukaryota; Metazoa; Arthropoda; Malacostraca; Decapoda; Varunidae
Exons: 2
Coding region: 76-498 (140 amino acids)
Source: RefSeq, a predicted model, not a curated record
GACACCCAUAGAACAAGCACGCACCUCUAUUCCUCUGCCCUCAACCUCACCACCGCCACCACCACCACCGCCGCCAUGCCGAACGUACCCUCUGAAGUCGUGUCAUUCGUCGGGGAAGUGACCUCCAGCAUCGACCUCUUCAAGAACCAGCUGAAGGAGGCGCUGAAGGCAGUUGACCUCACCACGGUUGCGGCCCUCCUUCUGGUCGUGGCCGGGUCCAUUCUUCUCUAUGACCUGCUGGUGUUUGCCCUGGCCUCGGCGUCGUCGCGGAGGUCCUUCAUGGUGACGCCGCUGCUGUACCGCCUCGCCAACAACGCCUGGGACAUGAGGGAUGACCUGGGCAUCUCCAAUCUUAUAGAAUCACGUCUUGGUCUUGGUUACAACACGCUGGACGUCUUCUCUGACCCCCUCGCGUCCUUCAGGUCCCUGCAGACGGCAUUCCCGAUCCUGGAGUCCAUCGAGAAGGCCUACGAGAAAUACGAGGACCUAUUCGACUAGCGGGAUGCUGCAGACGGCCACCUCGAAGUCACCCCGCUGCCCUAACCUGACUCCCGCUGUGCUCUUCCUGCUUCUCUGGGUGCCUUUCCGCCCUCGUUGGUGUCUCCUCGCUCCUGCAUAGCUACAAUAUCUCUUUGGCCUCCUUUCCGUAGUCCCAGGAGUCUUUACGUCUUCUGGUGUGCUUAUAAUCAUACUUGACUCCUCAUGUAUCCUUUUGAAGACUCUCCGCCCUUCCUGGAGUCAAGUUUUUGCCGGUGUCUUUGCGUCCAUGGUGAAGGGUUUUCGUGUAUAGCCGAGCUGCCUCUUGCCUGCUGUGCCUUUUCGUCCUGCUGUUCUGCUGUCUCUUCUUAGCUCUUCAUACUUUCGUCCUGCUGUUCUGUUCUGCUUCUUGACUCUUAAUACGUUCGUCCAGCUCCUCUGUUCUUCAUUCUUGGAUCUUUAUUAUUUCAGUCCAGCUCUCCUCCAUACUUUUCUAGGCACUUAUUAUUUUCAUCUCACUUAUAUGUAUCUUCUUCUUGGCUCUUCAUACCUUCGUCCUGCUCCUCCGUCGUCGCCUCUGCUGUAGUCGCCUCGGGUCGCUGCUGCAAGAAUCAUUUGAGCAGCGGCUAUGUUCUGCGCCUCAACAGUUUGUUUUGUAUAUUUUUUUAUGCCUUUUUGCUACUAUAAAUAAAAGAAAUGUGCG